Molecule: messenger RNA, 3994 nt
Organism: Poecilia reticulata (guppy)
Lineage: Eukaryota; Metazoa; Chordata; Actinopteri; Cyprinodontiformes; Poeciliidae
Gene: prrg1
Product: proline rich Gla (G-carboxyglutamic acid) 1
Cellular component (GO): extracellular region
Molecular function (GO): calcium ion binding
Source: RefSeq, a predicted model, not a curated record
UCGUUCAGAGCUCUGACCACCUUGGACCUGCUUACCGAGACACAUUGAAUCGGAGAAGAGACUGUUUGGUGAAGAAACGGUGUUGUAAUGUGCUUCAGGUUAUUGUUGUAACGGGGCGGCGGCGCUUUGUUUUGGGAUUUUUCUGCUGCACGUCGUCUAUUUUAGCCUGAAGCUGGGAGCUGGGAGCUCAUUAAAGUGUGUGCGACACUGGCCAGAUUUCAUCUUUUGUCCUUUUAGUCMAACGUGUCCUGUUGACUGUUCAAAAAUGCCCCWUGACUCCUCGAUGAUGGAAAAUGUUGUCACAACAUUGACUUCUAUUUGAGGCAUUUUGAGUUGAGCUGCAGUUAUUAUUUGCCAUCCAGCUGUUUAUAAGAAAUAUCAGAGAGAUAAAUCACCCCGAACAUACUGGCAGGAAUUAUGGGGAGUGUGUUCCUGCCAGCAAAUUCAGCCCACUCGGUGCUGAGGCGGCUGCGGAGGGCCAACUUCCUGUUGGAGGAGAUGAAGCUUGGGAACAUUCAGAGGGAAUGCCGUGAGGAGGUGUGCACCUACGAGGAGGCCCGGGAAGCUUUCGAGAACGACGAGAAGACGAAGCGAUUCUGGGAGGAAUAUGUCCGGGAAAGCAGUCCACCCGGUGGUUUGGACUCCAUGGUCGGCGGGGCCCAAUCUCUCUACCUGAUCGUGCCGCUGCUGCUGGUCGGGCUCAUCGUCAUCGCCGUCGCCAUCACUGCCUGGCGCUGCCACUCCCGCAAGCGCUCCCAGCGMAGCCCGGGCCUGGGCCACUCGCAUCAUAACCACGUYCUGUCGGUGGUCUCCAUGGACCAGUGGGGGAGGGACUACCAUCAUGGUGACCAGUCAGAACUCAGCAUCCACAGCAGCCCGGCCUAUCCAGGCUCCGAGAUCACCCUGGGGAGAGGAAGCGCAGGAGAUCCGCCGCCGUCAUACGAAGAGGCCGUGGGCCACACAGAUGUCCAGAUAGAGACAGAGCCGCCUCCUCAGUACGAAGACAUAGUGAACUCCAGCUCCGGUAGAAUCAGCGGUGGUCAAAGGAAGUGAACACGUCUCAAACUAAAGCCCUGACCUACGUGAAGACCAUGUUAUUGUUUAGCAGUGUUUCUACUGUGGUAUCACCAGCCUUCAACAUUCAACACGCAGCAAGCACACACAUUUCMGUGGACUGAUGCAAACUUUGCCGGUGCCAGUUCUGUUGAAAUUUGCACUGACCUUUUCGUCAUCGAGGUGAAGUAAUGCAUAAGGGAUUAAGUGAUACUGUAAUACCAAAACCAAACAACACCUCAUGUGAAGGAUGAAAGGGUUUUAUUGCUAUAAUUCAGACCAGCGUAUAAUGAGGGUUGGAUUGAUGCUUCUCAGAGGAUCAGUGCCAAACUAUUGAGACUUAAGCAGGCAAAAAUACAUUAUUUCAACUUUUCUUUUUCUUCGUAUCUAGAUAUCCGUUUUUUUGUCUUAACACAUAUAGAGUCAGACAUGUUUGUGGACUUGAGAGAGGACUUGGACUUGGUGUUGGGUUAGGUGAUCUUGCUGGUAAAGAUGUGUAAAAAGCUUUAAACUAAAUGCACGUUUCAUUCCAGCACAAUAACCUAGCAAUACAAGACUGAGAAAAAUUUUACCUUUAAUUUGAGUAUAUUUAUUCAGUGUGAAAAAAAGUUAAGAGAUAAUUAUUAUCAUAGCCUCUGAUUGCACAGUUGUUGGUACCUUUGGUGCCAGUAUAAAUCACAAACGUCAAAUAAAACACAUAUAUAGAAAACACAAGGAAAUUACCUAAAUACAAUUUUGAAAAUGUGCUAAUUUUUAAAAGAGAUACCAGAGUCCAAAAAUGCUUAAGGAAAGAACCCUGGCAGGGAAGUAGGGAGAUAAGCCAGUGCUUGUCCAUGUAAUGUUCUUACAGUAAAAAGGAGGAACUUUGAAAUCAAUGGCAAGCCACUUUAACUGGUAAAACUGUUGAGUGAGAUGUGCAUGUAAAAAUCUUAGCAGUUGAUUGACCGGGGUAAUAAUCUUCUACCACAUACACUCUUGGAGCACACAGAGGGAGAAACGUGAAACAGACCCACAGAUUCCCAGACCGUCCACCGUUGGGAACGGUGUGUAAAAGAAUGUGCAGAAUGUGUGUCGAAUUGCUGACGUGCUUUACUUCAAACCUACCCUGAUUGUUUUUGUUUUUUUUACCAAAAAAAAAAAAUCUUAAUCUCAGUCUUGUCUGAUCUAAACUCCCAGUAAAAUACCAAAAGCAACUAGCAAUAUACACACAGUUACAUAAGACGGGGAAAUUCUUGUGUCAGUGAAGGUGAGAAGUCCAGUUUUACUUUAGGUUUUGUAGUGUCCUUGAUGACUUGGUACCAACAGGAGUGUUUAUGACAGGAAAGUCAUUGUUUUUGGCAUCGCUCUCAACCAGUUUACAUGUAAAUAGACUCUAGUAAUUGUUAUGUAGACUGACAACCCUAACGUUUCCCUCUUUGCUCCACUUUUCUAACUGUAAAUUUUACCAAGACGAUAAAUACGGGUCUCCAAUAAGCUUGGUUGCCAGUUACAAAAGGAAAUGGGUCUCCAUGUCAAAUAAUGUUUUUAUCCCAGAGAAAUAGGUAUGGAUUACCAAUUAGGACCCCCUGACUUAACGUAAAAUGCUUCACUUACAUUUUUUUUAUUGAUUUUAAUGCGCGUAAAUGUUUUUUCCCUCUGCUAAAUGCUUUUGAUUUAAUUGUUAGAAUCUUUUAAAUAUUUCAGUGUUACAUUGUGCUACUGCAUUAACUAGCGAUAAUUAUUAUAUGGCUUUUUACACAACUUUGCCAGGGAUGCAUAGAAAUGUGUCUGUGACUAUUUGUGCUUUAAGGUUUUUCUCUCAUUCAGUUUCCAGGCUGUUGAACUGUGCAGUUAUUUGUCUAAGGGAAGGAAAGCAACGACGUAAAAGUCAGAAGUUUUUCCACCUUUUAACUUCUGAAACUCUUCUGGUGGCAUUUCUGCUUGUGCUGACUGUAAAUGAGAAGCAGCCCGUCACAUUUUAUAAUAGAUAAUUGCAGACCCUAAUACAAAGAAGAAGUUAACACUUCAAAAUACUUUACACCGUACUAACAGCACUCAGAUUUCUUGCUCUAAUGUAGGUUGAAAUGUUUUUUUUUCAGCAAAUGCACUAAUCCAACAUUAAAAAUAUGUUGAAGACUGGAACAUAUAAAGGAGGAAGUAAAGCGGGAAUCACAUUACUUAUAAUCUUGGUAAUGCAUGAACCUGGCCUUUUCAGGUCAUAAACAUCUCUGCGCUGUUUGUUGACAGUCAGACCUCACUAACCCUCAUGAACCUGUGGGUUUCUGCUCAGAGGCAGAAAUACGGGCACAAGAAAGAGAUUCUGGAGCUGUUAGGAAAUUAAAUAUAAGAAAAGAGUUUGUACUAAGUGUCACUAUAACUAAACUCCACGUUUAGCAUGUGUAAUCACCUCUACAUACUGUAUAUGUGUAUAGAAUAUGUCUGAAAGUUAACUAAGAUUGAUUUUGUUUAUGCAUAGGAGUUCAUUAAAUGCAUUGAUACUAAUGUGAUUGUACUACAGUAAGCGGUGAGGCUAACAGGAAGUGUCUAUGCUUAACAGGAAGUGCUUAAUGAAAGGUAGGAAAGUUCUCAUUCAACGAGCCGAUGUUACUCUAGGUGCUUCUGAUCUAUAUGCAAUAUUUCCUAAAUGAUAAGCACUAAAGACCAAAUGUACCCGUCUAACCUUCAUUGGCAAAAAUAAAUGUCGCUGAUCUUUCCACACGGCGCACACCUUAAGCACUAAAUAUUGUUGUAUGUGAGUUGACCUGUAAACCUCAGCAUUUGCUCUGACACUGGACUGCGCUGGUAGUCACUUGGAUUACAUAAGUUAGUGUACUGAUACUUCCACAGAGCCGUUUUUUACAACGCCUUAUUAAACAAAAUGUUACAUAAAAUUGAACACAAGGGAAGUUGUUAUAAAUUCUUGUCUCGUGAAAAGCUUGAUAUUAAUUUUUAAUAAAAAAAA